GGCUCUUCAACCCAGCCGUGACACUGGCGAUGCUCCUGGUGCACGCCAUCACGCUGAAGCGUGCCGUGUGGUUGUUUGUCGCGCAGAUGCUUGGCUCCAUGCUCGCCAGCGUGAUUGUGCUCUAUCUACUGCCACAGGCGUUCAAUGUCAAGACGACGUUGUCCAACGGGACCAGCAUUGUGCAGGGUGUCUUCAUCGAGGCCAUCCUCACGGCCGAGCUCGUCUUCGCCAUUUUCAUGCUCGCCAAGGAGAAACACCGGGCCACCUUCAUUGCACCCGUCGGCAUCGGCCUGGCACUUUUCAUUGCCGAAAUGGUCGGCGUGCAGUUCACUGGGGGGUCGCUGAAUCCGGCGCGCAGUUUUGGGCCAUGUGUCGUCACGCUCAGUUUUGAUGAAGAGCACUGGAUAUACUGUAAGCGGUCUCCCUCGCGGUUUUGGAGCCUUGACUUCGCAAAUACGCAGAAACUACGCCUUGCCACUCUUUACUGACUUUGGUCCUGUGCGUGUUAGGGGUCGGCCCGUUCGCUGGGGCACUGAUUGCAGUGGUGUUUUACAAGUUCAUCAAGACCUUGGAAUAUGAGAUGGCCAAUCCUGGAGCGGAUGGUGAUCCUCUCAACGACCCGACUGUGAACCCAGACAAGUUUGCCGAGGUCAAGAACCUCCAGCCCUCUGUGUCACGCUAAGCAGGCAUGCAGUCUAGAAAUUGCUGCCAUGGCUGUCUUUGGUGGGCGAGUCAGACAGC
This is a messenger RNA of Microdochium trichocladiopsis, 741 nucleotides long. Its product is annotated as aquaporin-like protein. The record is from RefSeq and is a predicted model, not a curated record. Gene Ontology annotation, molecular function: water channel activity. The transcript has a single exon. Bases 30 to 488 code for a protein of 152 amino acids. Gene Ontology annotation, cellular component: plasma membrane. Lineage: Eukaryota; Fungi; Ascomycota; Sordariomycetes; Xylariales; Microdochiaceae. Gene Ontology annotation, biological process: transmembrane transport.